AUGGAUGAGUUAAUUGGAAGUUUGCUAACUUUUGAGAUGAAGAGAACACCAAAGGAAGAAGAAAGCAAACCAAAGAGGGAAAUUGCCCUCAAGACAAUCAAUGAAGAAGAGGAAGAUGAUUCCUCUAUGGAAGAAGAUGAAACCAAUUUCUUGGCUAAAAGAUUCACCAAAUUUCUUGCAAGAAACAAAAGGUUCAAAGGAAGGAGCUUCCAAAAGUUCAAAGCAAGAAAUGAUGAAGAUAAGGGAAAAUCAGAGAUAAUUUGCCAUGAAUGCAAGAAACUGGGCCAUAUUCGACAAGAUUGUCCUCAAAUCAAAUGGAAAAAGAAGGACAAAAAGGAUAAGCAAUAUAAAAAGAAGGUUCUUGCUGCCACAUGGAUUGGCAAUGAUGACUCUAGUGAAAAGCGAUUCAAAUGA
Messenger RNA from Pistacia vera, 414 nucleotides. RefSeq lists its product as uncharacterized. The transcript has a single exon. The record is from RefSeq and is a predicted model, not a curated record. The coding region runs from base 1 to 414 and encodes 137 amino acids. Gene Ontology annotation, molecular function: nucleic acid binding; zinc ion binding. NCBI's taxonomy places the organism in Eukaryota, Viridiplantae, Streptophyta, Magnoliopsida, Sapindales, Anacardiaceae.